Corvus hawaiiensis (hawaiian crow) is the source of this 6502-nucleotide messenger RNA. It is a transcript of the gene NPFFR2, whose product is annotated as neuropeptide FF receptor 2. The record is from RefSeq and is a predicted model, not a curated record. Gene Ontology annotation, biological process: regulation of adenylate cyclase activity; G protein-coupled receptor signaling pathway; regulation of MAPK cascade. The transcript is spliced from 5 exons. Gene Ontology annotation, molecular function: peptide binding; opioid receptor binding; neuropeptide receptor activity. The coding region runs from base 4904 to 6145 and encodes 413 amino acids. Gene Ontology annotation, cellular component: membrane. Lineage: Eukaryota; Metazoa; Chordata; Aves; Passeriformes; Corvidae.
GGUACCCUGGGGGAGUGGGCUGCGGGCUGCUUUUGGCUGGAGCUGGGCUGUUCCUGCCUCCCUGCUGGAGCUGGGAGCUGAGGGAAAACUGCAGGAGCUUUGUUAGCAACAGGUCUUUGUGUGCGGGGAGGUGGGAUGCUGGGUCCACUGCCUGGGGGUGCCCUGAUUUACUGGGGGGGCACAACGCUGCCUGCAUGGGGAUCGUGGUGAUGCCAGGGACCUGCCUGCUGGCAAGAACCCCCCUUGUGCUGCCGAAGUUGGUCCCGGGGUGGGCAAGGCUGGAAUACGGAGCAGUUCAGGCACUGGAGGGGGACGGGAGUGGCAGCAGGUGCCUCUGACCCUCUGGCUUAGGGCUUCCAGAGCUGGGGGACACACACAGCCCCCACCAGCGCCCAUAUUGCUGCUGCUCGCAGGGCCAAUCCACCUGGACUAGGAGCUGGACCACUCUGCAGAGCUCCAGGAUUGGGAAAAAAAAGAGCCUGUGGCUGUUCAUUUUUUCCUCCGUGACUAAGACAAGUUUACAUCGUUUUAUUUGGCUUUUCUAUCAGUAGCAGGUACCUCCAGUAGGAGAAAAGCAUCUGGAGCUUGAAGUACCUCGUGUUAUCCUUUAAAUCUGAACCACCUCAGGGGCUGCAAAUUAUAAAAUGCAGUGAGAUCAGUUUGGGGUGUUCUGCUGGAAAAAGGGGGAUUGAGUGUAACUCUGAGCAAAGGAGGAGCAUUUCCUGAGGCUGGUAGGUAGGUACCUGUAAGAUGGCACCUCAUUCCAAAAGAAUGGACCUGAGCUGCUGCUUUUUUCCUAAUGAAAAUCCUAGCAAGGAAAACUGACUUCCAGUCCUUGCUGUUCGGACAACCAUGGGUUGCAGCUGUCACUUACUGAACAGAAUUGGCUUCAACUGGAGUCAAACCAAGAGGUUUCCGAGGUAACCUCUCAGCAUGUCAAACUCCUGACAUCAAUCACAGGUACCUAUCCAUGUUAUCCUGGUGAAGCUUACAAUUUGGUAUUAAUUAAAAUCAAGUCACGAAGGCAGCAGUAAAUGGCAAUUCAGGAGCACCAAAAGGAUUCAAAUCCUCAGAGCAGCUCACAGAAAAAAAUCAAUGAGUAUUUAAAGUCCCUGCGUGGAUGUGGAUGGUGAUGUAAAAGGGAACAGUCAGAAGGUAGGAAGGUACAGGGAGAGUUCAGCCCUUCCACAGCCAUUAUCUCUCUAGAGAGGUGACACUGGGCAUUUAAACCUUCACAGACAGUUCUUCUCCUGUGCAGCCUGCACAGUUAUUUAAGACUAAAGAUGUUGCCUCUGGGCAAAUCAACGUUGGGAUGUGAUGAAGUGUUAAGGGUCCAGCCCAACGUGCUGCACAGGGAGCUCACCUAUUCUGCCCGUGGGCCAGGAAGGCUGCUCUGCCUAAUUUCUAGGGGGAUAAUCCAAUACUCCACAGCCCAGGAACUUGGGUGAGGGGUCAAAUGCUCUUUGUUGUAACAAGCUCUAAGUCAGAUCCCUCGUGUGCCCAGCUCACGGGCUGUUUGCUCUCAUGCCUGCCUCACAGAGGGCAAUGACAUUUCUGUGCCAAAAGACAUUGAAACCAAACAAUUCUAUGCCUCUUGCUCAUUUUUCACUCGAAGCAGAGACAUCACCUGGUGCGAAGAACCCUUGUGAUGUGCUCUGUGCGUUGGGAUUGGUUUGGUUUUCCUCUGCUCAUUCACUUUUCAGUGAUUACAGGAUCCUCUGUGCCCCCCAUUUUGGGGGGGACAUAAACUACCUGCCGUACCUGGUGAAUUAGCUCUCACUGCCCGAUGGGCUCCUAAAGCACUUAUUUUGUUUGCCAAUUCUAUCUUCCACUGGGACUAUCUCACGAUUGUCCCGCUUUUCAGGUUGUUUUUUUUCCCACCCCUUUCUAUCUGUUCCCCAAUUACUCUCCUCAGUUUCAGUGCCCCAAAUGACAGGGCUGUCAGGGAGUGACUCAUGAGCAGAGGCUGAAUUGAAAGGUGCAGUUUAGGAGGCUCAUCUCCCAUUAGUGGGGCGUUUACUGCUGCAAAGAGCCCGGCAGGGAUCACUGAUUUAGCUGUUUCUGUAGACUAAACCCCAGCACUCACUGCUAAACGCUGCUAGAGCAUCUCUCCAGGGAAAAAGCUGCGACCAGUCCAGAUAUUUCGUGGGGUCCCUGCCCUGUUUCCAAUGAUGGAUGGGAAACCGAUGCUUAAGAGACUGGAUCCCGGGAGAACUUCAGUAAUUGCCUACGGAAAGCUUUUAAAACAGGGACUUGCUUCCAAGAUAAGGCAGCUAAAAUCUUAUUGCUUGCCAGGCUUCUCAAUAAAGUGGCUUGCAUAAGUGUGCCUGAGUGUGGAAAUAUUACUUUAACCUGAUUUCAGGGAACAGCUGGAUGAGAUUUUAGUUAAAAUUUUAAACAGCCUGUGACACAUCAAAUAGGAAAAACAAAUAUAUUCAGAAGCUUAAAGGUUGACUGAGCAUGAAGUAAAAAAAAAAAAAAGAGUAUAAUGACAAGGAAUAGGCAAGCAGCUUCGGCUCUAAUGAAGCAGGGUGGAAAUGAUAGAUAUAUAUAUAAAUACAGAGCCAUAAGAAACUUGCUGUGAAUGCCUCACCUGCCAUUUGCAUCUCCUGAUUUACAUUUGGGAUUUGGCUUUGGAAGAAAUGUUUUCUGUUCCCAUCUCAAGUGGAUGAGUAAUCUGCAAGUAAGUCUUGUGUUUAUUACAGUCAUCCCGCUGAUAGCCUUGUUUCAUAUCAUUUAAAGUUUGAGAUCUUUAAAAAAGAAAUACCUUGACAAACUAUUUUCUUUGGCCCCAGCUCAGACUGUGCAGAUAAAUGACUCUGAUGGGAGGAUAAGCAGUUUAAGCCCAUUGAGAAGAGCUCUGUGUGCAACUCCAAGAUUGGCAUAUCUCCCUGGGAUUGCCCAUUUCAAAAUGAGGAAUUUGCUUCUCAGCACUUGUUUUUCUUCAUGAAAGUAAAUGUCAGUAAGAAAAAAUUAUUUUAUUGCAACUGGCUAUUUUUAGGGUGUUUUUUCUUCCACAGCUCUUUUCUCCUAGCUGAAAACCUACUGGGAUAUUCGGGCUUAUUUGGAGAUAAAGCACUCUGAGGUAUGUCGUAUAAAAUAUCAUGGAAAUUCUGAUGGAUGAAAAAGUUAAAUACUUGAAGAGUAAGUUCCAUUAUUUUAAUUCAUGAACAUCCCCAGAGUUUGUACGUGGCAGCUCCAGCCCUGCAUGACCCAGACCCAACGCUUCCUGCACCACUCCCUGUCCCGUGCCUGAGCCCCAGGCACUGGGAAUGGGGGGUUUGGUGUGGCUGCAGGCCCCUCUUGCUCUGGAAGAGAAGCAAAGAUGAGCCCAGAUUCCCAUGGUCUGUGCACGGGUUCCCUGUGCAACAGCAUUUUAGUUUUUUAGUCAUUGGCUCUUCCUGGUUCCCUGAGGCAGAGGAUGAUCCAUAAAUUUCUCUCUCCCUUAUUUCUCAGACACUCACAGACCAACGUCUUGGUCUUUUUGCCAUCCUUCAGGGGCUGCAUUUUGCCCCUGGGACUUUCUCACUUUUCAGCAGACCAGGGAUCAUUUCCCAAGGUCCCUGGGAAAUCUCUUCUUGUUGUGCCAUUACUGAUUACAGAGCUCAGGACAAGGGAAGAACAAUUUUUUUAGCACUUACUACAUUAAAGUUUCUUUUUCUACAACAACAUGCUCCUGCUGUUCUUCCCAUCUCUGAAGGUUCCAGCCUCAGAGGAUUCUGUGAGGAUAUUUUACUCAUAAAAAUCAAGAUGACAAACCCAGCGGGUCGUGCACAGAGGUGAAGCAGUGGUGGCCGCUCCAGGGGAUUUCCUCCAUCUGCCCAAUAUGUAAAUAAUUCCAUCACUUCAUAAUCAGCUGGACCUCUUACUUUAACAGUGGAAACCUGAUUUUCUGUAUGCAGAGGUACGAGAUUGUCCUGGUCAGGCUGUGAGACGUUACACUGUGUAUUUGUCUACGGAGGCUGUGACUGGGAUUCCAGCAGCCACGAAUGAGCCUCGUGUGUCUGGAAACACUACAUGAGCCGGGGCAGGUUUUCACUCAGGGAGGCUCCCACUUUAUUCCUUUGCAGAUUUUCUCUGAUAGAUCGAAUGAAGAAGUGAGGCCUUGCUCUUGUCAAGUUACCAUGCGGAAGCGAAUUGCUGUUGUUUAUCAUCUUAUUACAAUUAGCUAUUGCACUAUUUUUUUUUCUUUUCUUGGAUGAUUUAUGUUUCUGUCCUCUGUGCCUCUCUCAAUUAUUUAUCACUGCUUGUUUUAGCCGGCAAGGACCCUGUGAAAACACAAGGCACUGGCUUAAUUUCUCCUUCCAGCCAAUCCUCCUCCCUCUCAGCUUCAGGAUAAUAAAAAUCUGUGGAGCUUUUCCAUUUCCUGUGAUCUGCAGGGUUUGUACAGAAACUUCCCCGUGUCUGCCACAGCCAAAAUUUCAUUAGUGCAACUGGGAUGAGACUCAGCUCCAGUUUUGCCUCGAGGCUGUUUACUACUUCUUGUUUACCAGUUAGGAACAAAAACUAUUCCAGAGAUCAUUACAGAAGAGAUUGGGCGCCGCUGCUUCACAACACGGUGUCAGAAAAAGAGAGAAAACACAAACUAUGUUUCCAAAAUAAUGAUUAUUCCUCCUGCUUUUAGUGUGAUAAGGGACGAUCCUGUCAUGGAAUGACCAAGAACUUCUGCUGCAGACCAUCAGAGACCCCUCUAAAAGCCAAACUCCAGCAGCGUUUCCCAUCUUGAGCUCAUGUUUGGCUGCAAGUGCACCAGUGCUGCUUCCUCAGGAUCAGGAAUCAGGAAAAUCGGCAUUGAAGCUCUUCCCACAAGGCUGACUCUGAGCGCUGGCCGGGGAAAGCAUUUGGCACGUCAGACAUUUCAAUAGAGUGUCUUUUUAGGGCACAUUAGAGCACGGGGAAGAAAAUGGACUCAAAGUCUUCGUUGGAUUGGCCUCAGGCGCUGAAUUAUAACGGGACAUACAAGUACCUCUACUUGGAAGGCAAUGUCUCCUACGUGGACUUCUACCUCCACCAGCCUUCUGUGGCCGCUGUCUUCAUCACCUCCUACCUCCUCAUCUUCCUCCUCUGCAUGGUGGGCAACGGGGGGGUUUGUUUCAUCAUCCUAUGGAGCAAACACAUGCGCACGGUCACCAACCUGUUCAUCCUGAACCUGGCCGUCAGUGACUUGCUGGUGGGGCUCUUCUGCAUGCCUACCACCCUCCUGGACAACAUCAUUGCAGGGUGGCCCUUUGGGAGUCUGGUGUGCAAAAUGAGUGGAAUGGUCCAAGGAAUCUCUGUUUCUGCCUCCGUCUUCACUCUGGUUGCUAUUGCUGUGGACAGGUUCCGGUGCAUUGUGCAUCCGUUCAAGCAGAAGCUGACCAUUCCCGCUGCCGUGGCCAUCAUCGCGGUCAUCUGGAUCCUGGCCGUGGCCAUCAUGUGUCCCUCGGCCGUCCUGCUGCAGGUGCAGGAGGAGAAGCAUUUCCGAGUGCUCCUGGGCUCUGGCAAUGCCACCCGGCCGGUGUUCUGGUGCCGGGAGGAGUGGCCUGAGCCGGGAAUGAGGAAGAUCUACACGACGGUUCUCUUUGCCAACAUCUACCUGGCUCCCCUGUCACUCAUUGUUAUCAUGUACGCCAGGAUCAGCAUUUCCCUCUCCCACACAGCCAUGCCUGGGGCAGGGAAGCGCAGCCAGGAGCAGCGGCACAGCAUGUGGAAGAGGAAACAGAAGGUCAUCAAAAUGCUCAUUGUUGUGACUUUGCUUUUCACGGUGUCCUGGCUUCCCCUGUGGACUCUGAUGCUGCUCUCGGACUACGCCAGCCUUUCCGACCUCCAGCUGCAGCUCAUCAACAUCUACAUUUAUCCCUUUGCUCACUGGCUGGCCUUCUUCAACAGCAGCAUCAACCCCAUCAUCUACGGGUUCUGCAAUGAAAACUUCCGACGGGGCUUCCAGGCUGUCUUCAAGUUCCAGCUCUGCUCCAGGGUGCUCUGUUCCCAGCAAGGACAAAGCAACGCCAUCCUGCCAGCUGCCCACUGCCAGGCACUCCAGGAUGAAGCCUCUCAAACAGCUACAGAGGAGGGGAAGCCAGUUACGAAAGGAAAUGGGGUGAAUAACCAGCAGGACUUGAUCAUGGAUGAUCUCAAAGAGCCCUGCAACAAUGGGAUCAAGUGAAACACGCUGUGACUCUCUAGAUCUCUCAGAGCAGCUGGAAGAGGGUUGCCUGAACAAUAUUUGCGGUCACAUUUCAGCCUGGGAGUAAUCCCUUAUCCUGUAACUCUCACAGACUGAAAUACUGGAGACACAGUCUGGAACCCACCAGUCCCUGGGUUUUCUUGUGGUUGUGCUCAUGUUGCUUCUGCCUGGACAUUGUGAACGCCAGCUGGGUUCUGCCCAAAUGACAAAAUUAAACUUUUCCCAUCACAUUCCAUUUAUUCCCCUUUGUCUUUGUUAUUUCUGUCCUAUUCAUUAUUAUUGCAGCUAGAGAAAUAAAUAGAAGUGGAAAUUUGAGAAAUAAAGGAUUAAAGAAAG